Messenger RNA from Didymodactylos carnosus, 249 nucleotides. NCBI's taxonomy places the organism in Eukaryota, Metazoa, Rotifera, Eurotatoria, Philodinida, Philodinidae. The record is from the annotation of a GenBank genome assembly.
AUGGCAACUAAUUUUUUUCGGACAGCCGAAAUACAUGCUCCUUUGGAUAAACGUGUUUACUAUCACGAUAAUGGUAGAUGGCAAGGUUAUCGAACAGCUAAAGAUGUUGAAUUUGGAACAAUGCAAUCGUCCAAUUUUAAUCCAGGACGAGAAUCUGCAAUUGAACAUCACGAUGUAGAAUUAGAUCCAUUAUCGGUUGAAGAGGAAGAUGAUUCAUUUAACACAGCACAUACAACAUCACAAAAUUAA